Camelina sativa (false flax) is the source of this 475-nucleotide messenger RNA. Lineage: Eukaryota; Viridiplantae; Streptophyta; Magnoliopsida; Brassicales; Brassicaceae. The record is from RefSeq and is a predicted model, not a curated record.
AUGUAUAAGUCAUCAACACGAAAAGUAGUACCUGUGGAUCCAUUAGAGUGGCAAAUAUCACAGGACACAGCAUGUAACAUUGUUGCGCGCGUAGCUAAUACUGUUGGAGCAGCUAAAUCCGUUCUGCGGGUUGCAGCAACCGGACAUGACAAGAGGCUAUUUCUUAGGGUUGUGGUCUGUCUUUACUUCUUGGCAGCUCUAGGACGAAUCAUGUCGGGGGUUACCAUUGCCUAUGCAGGACUAUGUUUGUUCUGUCUCUCCAGGCUUUUUCAGAGUUCCGAUCGAAACUCCGUAUUGAACCGAAGAAACCGAGAGAUUUUGGAACGAGAAACACCUUCGGAGUUCUGAUGUACAAUCAAACUAUCUGAACUUGUUCUCUUCUUAUUUUUUUGUUCUUUUUCCACCACCCAUGUUCAUAGCUUUGGAUAGUUGUAAUAAUUCUUGCAGUUCCUAAUUAAAUAAAUAUUUUUCCUAA